UACCUACGUGAGACACUGCACAUCCCACCGUACAAGGAGAUCAACUUGCGGGCGCUUCCGGAUCCUCCCAAAGGGGAGAAACCAAACCAGCCCUAUCCUAUACUGAUCAAGCUCGCGAUCUAUGGAAGCCCGAACAAGCAGCUCACGCUACAAGAGAUAUACACAGCCCUCGAGGACCGUUUCAGAUGGUUUGACGAUCGACGAAACGAGAAGGCUUGGAAGAACUCGAUUCACCAUAACCUUUCUUUGAACAAAGUCUUCAAACAUGUGCCCCGUGCCAUCACGGAGACGGGCAAAGGAAGCUAUUGGCAACUCGACUGCUCUGGUGGUGAGGGUUACAAACGCCCUUGUAAGCGC
This is a messenger RNA of Suillus discolor, 357 nucleotides long. RefSeq lists its product as uncharacterized. NCBI's taxonomy places the organism in Eukaryota, Fungi, Basidiomycota, Agaricomycetes, Boletales, Suillaceae. The record is from RefSeq and is a predicted model, not a curated record. The transcript has 2 exons. Gene Ontology annotation, biological process: regulation of transcription by RNA polymerase II. Gene Ontology annotation, molecular function: DNA-binding transcription factor activity, RNA polymerase II-specific; RNA polymerase II cis-regulatory region sequence-specific DNA binding. The annotation marks the transcript as partial.